Molecule: messenger RNA, 2845 nt
Organism: Podarcis raffonei (Aeolian wall lizard)
Lineage: Eukaryota; Metazoa; Chordata; Lepidosauria; Squamata; Lacertidae
Gene: CPT1C
Product: carnitine palmitoyltransferase 1C
Exons: 20
Coding region: 466-2799 (777 amino acids)
Biological process (GO): carnitine metabolic process; fatty acid metabolic process
Cellular component (GO): mitochondrion
Molecular function (GO): carnitine O-palmitoyltransferase activity
Source: RefSeq, a predicted model, not a curated record
UCAGCAUCAAUAAAGCGGCGCGGGGCAUUUCGGGAAAAUCCUUGCACGGCCGGAGCCGGCAUGGCCAGCUGGGCGGUGACGAGGAGGGGAGAUGCUGGAGGCCGGCGGGCAGGCGGGAGAGGACAGGCGGACUAGUGGGUAGAGGAGCAGGGGGGCGCCAAGGGCAAGGACCCGGAGGAGCGAGGAAGGAACGGCUCGGGAAGGAGGAGGGAACGGAGAGGAUGGAGAGGAAGAGGAGGAGGAGCUGGGGUGCCGCUGGGAACCCCCGAAAGGCUGCCCGUCGCCAGGGGGGUCCUGCUCCCCAGCCCUGAGCUUCGGCGCAUGGCUCAGCCCCGGAAUUGGGGCCGGUUGCUCUUGGCGGGGGGGCCACCCCAGAGAGGUCGCAAGAGUUGGCAGCCUGACCCCUCCGGAGGAGCCCAAUGAGACCUGCUGGUGGAACAGCCAACAAGCUAGCACCCUCCCAAGAUGGCGGAGGCCCACCAGGCUGUGGCGUUCCAAUUCACGGUCUCUCCAGAGGGUAUCGACCUCCAGCUGAGCCGUGCAGCCCUCAAGGAGGUUUACCGCUCAGGCCUGCGGUCCUGGAAGAAGAAAUUCAACCAGUUGCGGAACAGUUUUGUGACAGGCGUGUAUCCUGCCAGCCCAUCCAGUUGGCUGUUCAUGGUUACUGCCAUCUUGGUAACCCAGUACUCUCGACUUGACCCCUCCAUGGGCAUGAUUGGAAAGAUCAAGGAACACCUGCCAGUCAGUGACUACCUGUCAGAUCAAGGCCUGACAGUCCUCAGUGCCCUGGCUUUUUCCACAGGGCUAUGGCUGGCCCUCAUCGUGACCAUGCGUAGCAUUCUCAAGUUGCUGCUGUGCUACCAUGGCUGGAUCUUUGAGGAGCACGGCAAGAUGUCCAACACCACCAAAGUCUGGCUGGCUUUGGUGAAAAUCUUUGCUGGGCGGAAACCCAUGCUAUACAGCUACCAAGCCUCGCUUCCUCGCUUGCCUGUUCCAGCCCUCAAGGACACCAUGCAGAGGUUUCUCGAGUCUGUACGACCCCUGAAAACAGACACCGAGUUCCAGCGAAUGGCAGGUCUCGCCCGUGACUUUGAACGGACCCUGGGGCCGCGCUUGCAGUGGUACCUGAGACUUAAGUCCUGGUGGGCAUCUAACUAUGUGAGUGACUGGUGGGAAGAGUACGUCUAUCUCCGUAGCCGAGGCCCCCUGAUGGUAAAUAGCAACUAUUACGGCAUGGAUUUCAUUUACGUAACCCCAACCCCGAUCCAGGCAGCUCGUGCUGGGAAUCUUGUCUACGCCAUGUUGCUGUACCGACGGAAACUCACUCGGGAAGAGAUCAAACCGAACAUCACCCCAAAUUCCUUCAUCCCCCUCUGUGCGGCCCAAUGGGAACGUCUCUUCAAUACCACCCGGUUGCCUGGGGUGGGGAAGGACACCAUCCAGCACCUGAGGGAUAGCAAGCACAUUGCAGUGUACCAUGCUGGCCGCUUCUUCCGGGUCUGGCUAUACCACAACGGGAGGCUGUUGCACCCACGCGAACUUCAGGCACAGUUUCAGCAGAUCCUAGAUGACCCCACGCCUCCUCUGCCUGGCGAGGAAAAACUGGGUGCCCUGACUGCUGCUGACAGAGACCCCUGGGCCCGGGCCCGCCAAACCUACUUCCGGUCUGGGGUGAAUGAGCAAUCGCUGAGCAUAGUGGAGAAAGCUGCCUUCUUCGUCACCCUGGACACCAGCGAGCAGGGGCUGCAGGGACCCAAUCCAAGUCAGGCACUGGAUGCCUACUCAAAGUCCCUUUUGCACGGGCGCUGCUGCGACAGGUGGUUUGACAAAUCCUUCACGCUGAUUGUUUACCGCAAUGGGAAGUCUGGCAUCAAUGCAGAGCAUUCGUGGGCUGACGCCCCCAUUGUGGCACAUCUCUGGGAGUACACCAUUGCCACAGAUGCAUUUACGCUGGGGUACGAUGCUAACGGGAACUGCAAAGGGGACAUGGAUUCCAGCAUCCCCCCGCCCCAGAAAUUACAAUGGGAUAUCCCACCAGAGUGCCAACAGGUAAUCCUGCAGUCCUUGUCCGUGGCCUUGGCCUUGGCUAAUGACAUAGACUUCAACGCCUUCCCCUUCAAGGAAUUUGGAAAAGGCCUCAUCAAGAAGUGCCGCACCAGCCCAGACAGCUUCAUCCAGCUCUGCCUUCAGCUCGCACAUUUUCGGGACAAGCAAAAGUUCUGCCUCACCUACGAGGCAUCCAUGACCCGUCUCUUCCGGGAGGGCCGCACAGAAACAGUCCGCUCCUGCACCAUUGAGUCAUGCAACUUUGUCAAGGCCAUGAUGGAUCCUACCCAGAACGAUGGCACAAGGUUACGUCUGUUGCGUGUGGCAGCUGAGAAGCACCAGAACCUUUACCGGCACGCCAUGACAGGUGCUGGCAUUGAUAGGCAUCUCUUCUGUCUGUAUGUCGUCUCCAAAUAUCUCGGCCUAGACUCCCCCUUUCUGCGCGAGGUGCUGUCUGAGCCGUGGCGACUCUCCACCAGCCAGACUCCCAUUCAGCAGAUGGAGCUCUUUGACCUCCAGAACCAUCCAGACUAUGUUUCUUUUGGGGGAGGAUUUGGACCGGUCGACGACGACGGUUAUGGUGUGUCAUACGUCAUCGUGGGCGAAGAUCUCAUAAACUUCCACGUGUCAUGCAAAUUCUCCAGCAAGGAGACGGACGCACACCGGUUUGGACUUAACAUCCGGAAGGCCAUGGUGGACGUCUUGGCCCUUUUCCAACUGGACAAAAACUCCCCCGCCAGUCGUGGCCAGUGACUGAAUAAAUGCCAGCGGGAUUUACACAGCCAGCUCCCCAGACACA